GUUCUCGUUUUGUUUCUUUAAAUUAUUUGAAGGGAAAAUUUAAAAAAGGAACAGUUAUGAGAUUAACGUCUACCUUAUUAAAACGCAUAGGAGAAUGGUCAAAAAAAUAUGCAAAUUUACCAGAUAGUUAUAUAGAACGGGCUAUGGCACAGGUUUAUUGGAGAACACCUCGUGGUAAGCCAAAUUAUUUGCCACGUUCGAUUGAAAGGAAAGAUUUUCGUUUCUCAAUACAUCGUCCAUGGACUAAUCAAUUCCAUCGUGAUAAUAGACCUGGUCAGAGACAUAAAUUCAUUCACGUUGAGCCUAUUAAGGAUUGGAGUUUCUUUAGGGGUGAUAGGGUAGAAGUUUUAGUAGGGAAUGAUAAAGGAAAGCAAGGGAUUGUAAAAGAAAUCUAUCAAGAAAGAAAUUGGGUAAUUGUUGAAGGACUUAAUACAAAACUAAAAUGCAUUAUGAAGGAUAAACAGUUUCCUGGUUUAUAUAUGAAGGAGGAACAGCCAUUAUUAGUAAUCACACAAAUACAGUUGGUUGAUCCUUCAGACAUGCGAGGAACUGCAAUAGAAUGGCGAUACACAGAAGAUGGCCAAAAAGUUCGCAUAUCCUUGAGAACUGGUAGAGUAAUUCCUAUUCCUGUUUCGAAUGAAGAAACAAUAGAUUAUAAAUCUCCUAAGUUUUAUCAUGAACAAGCAAAAGAUACAAGUAAAGCCGAAACAGAAAAAAUAACUUUUAUGCCAUCAUUGAAGACUUUUGAGAUGGAUAUCAUGGAUGAAAUGGGUAUUAAAGACGAUCGUAUUCAGAAGAGCUAUUAUUGGUAUUAAUUAUUGUUAUAUACAAUUUCUUGUAUUAAAGUUUCUCUACAAUUACAAUUUAAUAAAUAUUUAAUUAAAUGAAUGAAAGAA
Cataglyphis hispanica is the source of this 896-nucleotide messenger RNA. RefSeq names its product probable 39S ribosomal protein L24, mitochondrial (gene mRpL24). Gene Ontology annotation, cellular component: ribosome; mitochondrion. The coding region runs from base 57 to 815 and encodes 252 amino acids. The record is from RefSeq and is a predicted model, not a curated record. Gene Ontology annotation, biological process: translation. Gene Ontology annotation, molecular function: RNA binding; structural constituent of ribosome. NCBI's taxonomy places the organism in Eukaryota, Metazoa, Arthropoda, Insecta, Hymenoptera, Formicidae. The transcript has 6 exons.